This is a messenger RNA of Cynoglossus semilaevis (tongue sole), 4604 nucleotides long. It is a transcript of the gene ghrhr2, whose product is annotated as growth hormone releasing hormone receptor 2. The record is from RefSeq and is a predicted model, not a curated record. Lineage: Eukaryota; Metazoa; Chordata; Actinopteri; Pleuronectiformes; Cynoglossidae. The coding region runs from base 2962 to 4125 and encodes 387 amino acids. Gene Ontology annotation, biological process: adenylate cyclase-modulating G protein-coupled receptor signaling pathway; cell surface receptor signaling pathway. Gene Ontology annotation, molecular function: G protein-coupled peptide receptor activity; peptide hormone binding. Gene Ontology annotation, cellular component: plasma membrane. The transcript is spliced from 16 exons.
CCUCACAGCUCUGUGGCUGAGAGAGUUCCAAUGAUGAUUUCAGCCCACUGUCACCCAGCGCUGCUCCGUUUUCUGUGGAGGUAAACUGGAAGUCAAACCGGUGAAUGUGACAGAAAGACAGACGCAGCUGCAGCUGCAGAGAACCGUCACAUACUCACAUGCUGUUUGACUGUCCGUGACUGUGUGCAGCUCUGCAGCUGGACCUGAACUUGUGCACCACUUCCUGUUUGUGUAUGAGCUGAUGGAGAACGGGAAGAGGGAGAACGACUGCACGAGUGAUGGCUGCAGACUGGGGAAAGCUAAGCUACGUACUAAUUGGCCAUAUGGUUGAUAAGGACGAAAGAGAGCAGAAGCACAUUAUUGACAGGGCCUGAAAUGAUUACGACUUAUAAAUGGAACAAUCUGUCAGAACUGUAAUCAUCCUAAAUUCUCAAACAAGGCUUUUUGUUCACAAAACAAAUUUAGCUUCAUGCCAUUAGUGCUCUGUGUUAUGAAAUAUUGUCUCUGACUGUCGACACAGUCAAAGCUGGGUUGUUCCAGAGUGGACAGUAGUUCAGGAUGGAGACAGAGCUCACUCUGACGACUCUGACCCAGAUGCCCGGAUUACAGUGCAGCUGCAGUCAGGCACUAAAGCCCACUGAACCAUUCCCUGUGUCUAUUAUGUAAAGCUGGAUUAAAACAAAGCACAGUUGAAUUUCCGGGUCCCAGCCACUGCCCUGACCCUCUACAAAAAAAAAAAAAAGAAAAAAAGAAGAAGCUACAGAGACGUUUGGGAUAUCUAAGGCUUUUGAGAUUAUUCCAGAAUGUGUCCAGGGAUUAGAGACCAAUAUGAAGCUGUAGAGUUGGUCUGCGUCAACCCUUGGUGGAGAAGUCUGGCUGCUUCUACCACAAAGUGCUGUCGCUUAAGGUCACCAAAUAUUGUCAGUAGGAAUAAUGCCAGAAAACUUGGUCCAGUAAAGACCGAUUUAUUCUUCAACCCCAAAUAUCAAUACAAGUAGAAUAGCAGCAAACUACUUUUGUUUCUUUCUUUCAGUCUCCAGUGCUUCGUAGCUGCUGUCCAGUUUCUGCCUUGGGAGAAUAAAGGACAGUUGAAAUAAGGAGCUGUCCAUCACAAUGGCUGUACCCAAAAAACCUGCAGGUGACAGACAUCUGAAGUCUCUGCUACAGUUUCUCCACAUUCUACACCUUAAGCUACAGCGAUGGCAGCAAAGGUCUGACUGGUAUGGACUUGAAUUCAGGAAACACAGACUGACUACCUUCCUAUCACCAGGGGCCCGACCCUGCAGUGAAGGAGCCGGUUUCCAUUUUUUUCCCUGCGUCAAGGUGCUGAAGGGGAAACAUCCUGCAGCUCCAAACAAACAUAUUCAGGAGCUGCUGGGAGGUUUUCCAGCGUUGUUUUAAUAACUCCAGGAUGUCCACCACACCCUGCUACCUUAACACUCGUCCUCUUCACAGUGUGAAGACAGCGCAGCCUGUCCAAGCUAAGUACAUGUCACUUUAUCAAUGCUCCGCUCUCUCUUCCUGUGUUUGUGGCAGGAAAGGACACAGUAAAUCCUGAACCAUGCAGCUUAAUGUAUGGGAACUUCUUCCUUCAUUUCCCACCGUGUAGGGUUUUAACUAACCAGCUGGUGCAGCAGCUGCGUGUUUCAAUAUGUACAUAGUCUCAUCCACACAUACACACCCAAACACACACCCUUUUGCUCUCCUGGUGCAAUGAACCAAAGUCCUCCAUCAGCACGGAGCCAAUUAUCAGAGUAGAAGAAGGCAGUUUAAAGCUACUGUGGCAUUUCUUCUUCUCUUUAACCAGAUGACGCAACCAUGAGAACAGUUUUGUUCUAUUGACAAACAACAACAACAUAAAUGGAGAAACUUUUGCAGCUUAUUUAAUUUAAAAAGAAUAUCACUUUGGCCUCACAAUUCAAGACAAAAAGAGUUUUUUAUAUAUAUUUUUUUUAAAAAAGGGGAAAAAAACUAAUAAACAUAUGCAAAAUAUUUUUACUUAUGUCUCUCUCUAUGUGUUAUACCUAAACAUAUUCAAAUAAUAUAAUAUAUAAUAUAUAUAUAUAAUAAUUAUUUAUUUGUCUUUUUUUUUCUUCCUCAAAACCCAGACAGGUUUUGUUUACUGUCACAUGGAAUCAAUAGAGACCAGGCGAUAUUGGAGGCAGACAUUGGUCCACCGAGUCUGUGAAAUAAUCAAAGGGACGUGCAGAGUGCAGACAUUUUUUCCAACCGCAGCCCUUCAGUCAGGUCACUCCUAAAAAACAGAGUUCACCUUUGGACUGGAGCGACUGGCUGUCACUCUGUGUCAGACAGAAUGCUGCCUUUGGAAACCCACUGUCGCUCUGGGCCACGUUGUUGACUCUGCAAAGUCAGAAGUCAAACAAAUGAGGAGUGAUUUGAAUAUCAAACUGUAGUACGUUGUACUUGGUAGAGUUAUUCAGGCUCGUGCUUGACUGUGUCUCCGUGGUUGUUUAGGAAAAUACAUUUUUACUACCAGAAGUCAUUAAAUCAGUUGUUUUAUGUGUGGUCGUUUGGCAGUCAUUGGCAGGACAGAGGAACAUCAGAUAACUGCAGGAAAACCUGUGCAGGAGAAACAUACUGAUCUACUACUGCAUGUCACCAGACUGUCAGUGUUGAAGACCAGCAGGUGAAAACCUUUACCUUGGACAGGACACAGCUUCACCUCACCUCUACUCUACCUACUGCCGUCUGAUCCAAACAAAGCUACAGACUGCAACAUGCCCGCCACCACUACCACCACCACCACCAUCAUCAUCAUCAUCCACCCAUCCAUUCAUCCACCCUGCCUUCACCUCCUCUCCCCUACUGCCUUAAAGGAAGAACCAGAGUAAUGAGGGUGUCCGAGAAACCCACCGGGAUCGGAAAGAGGUCAACUCCACUCACCCAGAAUGUUCCGUUGUUCAUUACCUGCUGAGGGAAGAAACCAAGUGUAAAAACAGAAUGAACAAUGUGACAUUACUCAGGCACUUCCGUAAUAAAACUACAGGUUGUGUAAUGGACUGGGAUGGAGUGACUUGUUGGCCAGCAGCUUCUGCAGGAGAGACCAUCUCUGUGCAAUGUCCACAGUUGCCCCUGCUGACCCAGAAUCCUACAGGUGAACAGUACAAAGUUCUCAUCAGCAGAGUAUGUACUGUCGAUGGAUGGAGUGAACCAAGUUUACCAUAUUACAAAGCAUGUUACCAUGACGAUGACGAUCCAGAUGAAGAAAUGAGGAAACAGAAAAACUACUUUGACACAGUGAGGUUGCUGUACAGCGUUGGUUAUGGCCUUUCUCUGGCCACACUCCUCGUUGCGCUGCUGAUUUUUUGCACUUUCAGGAAACUGCACUGUACUCGUAACCACAUCCACCUCAACUUGUUUGUCACCUUCAUGCUCAGGAGUCUGGCUGUGUUCAUCAAAGAUGCAGUUCUGUUUGCAGACCACAGCUUAGACCACUGCACAAUGUCUACAGCUCAGUGUAAAGCAGCAGUGACUUUCUUCCACUUCUGCGUUCUGUCUAACUUCUCCUGGCUGCUGGUGGAAGCUUUGUACCUGCAGAGUCUGCUGCUCUUCCCCUUCACUCGGACCAGGACGUUCUGUUGGAUCUACGCCACCGUUGGUUGGGGUGCACCAACAGUUAUUACUGUAAUCUGGGCUCUGAUGAAGAAGGAGAUGGAUGAUGAAGCGUGCUGGGAUGACCUGGAGAGUCGACUGUGGUGGAUAAUAAAGACUCCAAUUCUGCUCUCCAUUUUUAUAAACUUCCUGAUUUUCGUCAACAUCAGUAGGACCAUCGUUCAGAAAACCAAGGCCACACACAGACACCAGACUGAUACACAGCUGUACAGGACACUGCUUCAUUCCACUCUGGUCCUCAUACCUCUGUUUGGUUUGCACUACGUGGUUUUUGCCAUGUUCCCUGAACACGUGAGUGUGGGUCCUCGACUCUACCUGGAGCUAGUGUUAGGAUCCUUUCAGGGGUUCAUUGUUGCUGUCAUGUACUGUUUUCUCAAUGGAGAGGUGAGCCAUGUUCUAAAUUUAAAUGUCUUUAUUUCAGCUUUUCAUAAAAUCACUUCUAUGAACAGGCAGAAAGUAAUUUGUUUUUUUUUCCUUUCAGGUCCAAAAUGAAAUCCAGACUCUGAUGAGAAGCUUCAGGACUGAGAGGAACACUGUUGUGAUCCACCUUCAGACUCUAGAAGAUGUUUCCUGAAUUCUAUUUUUAAUACUUGAUCUAAUACAGUAAUUAGAAAAAGUAAAUAUAAGUAAUGUACAUGAAUGCAGUUGUUUAAAGCAAUUUAAAUGUAUUAAUUUAGGUUUAUUUCAGUUCUAAAAUCUUAGAUUUUCAUAAUCUAACUCUAAUAAUGAAGAGGUUUACAAAAGUUAUAUUUAUAUAGUUAAGCACAUUUUCAAACUAGCAUUAGUCAAACAAAAUAAUUCUUAAGACAGUAUAAAAUAAUUCCAAUUGGAAAUAAACUGUUCUUUCUUGAUUUAUACCUCAAUUAAAUUACAAAUUUGAUGAUGAUGUCACGCAUGGGUCCAUAUUCAAUGCAAUGCAAAAAAAUGCAAUAAGUAAAAUUUAAAAAAAAAGAUCAAACAUCGUUUAAUGC